GGACUCGAACCCGGGCCGCUCAAUCCGGAGUCGAACGCACUAACCACGUGGCCACCGCGCCUCCCACACUAGUAGAUAGUUUAUUGAAAAAUCUUCCUGUAUUAAAGUACGAAAAAUCAGACAAGCAAAAAAACUACCAAAAACAAGUACCCAGAGCUACAGGAAAUAAAAUAUAAAAGCCAAAAAUAGAAAAGGGAGCCUUGCCAAAACGCAAAGGCAGGAACUCUUUAAGUUCGGUGAUUGGUCAAAAGGAUUUUCUACACUACAGGUACUGAGAUGUUAAACUACAACAUCUCAUAAAGGCAGUAGACUAAAUAUAUUUUAAUAAAUAAUUUGCCGGCAGAAUGAGCUUCUUAGGAUCCUGGAAAAACACGCACAGUUUCUAGAUCACUUGCCAUCGGCUUAUGCUGUGGUUCGCCCAGCGCGUGAUUAUGACACCGAUAAACCAAAUGUUUUGUCUACUUCAUAAGAAACGUAAUUCGAGUAUAACUCCGUUAAAUGUUUCUUAAGCUGCAAACCCUUAUCAACAGACUCCUAAAUGGUACACAUAAAGUCCCACAAGUGGUCUUCAAAAACUCAGUCAUUCUGUCGCGGUACGGAAAUUGCGUUUUAUUUUGGAGUGCGGAAACACGACUCCAAGCCACAGUGUCUCCGUAACUUCCCGGUGAUAAGAUUAAAUGUCUAGGUGGGUUAAAAGGGUUAAAGAGACAAAAGAAGAGCUUAUCACAUCGUGGUGGGCAAAGCAAUGUUGCAAAACCACAAGUCGAGGACGAGAAGAAUCAUUUGUUCCAGAUAGGUUCAAGACCAAGAGGAGAGUUACAAUGCUGUCAAGUCCGUAUAAUUAAACUAGUGACUUGCAAGUACGGUACAAGCUAAAGAAAAGUGCUCUGGAAGAGAAUCUUCAAACUGAGGUGUAAUCGCGUGUCGGGUAUAGUUCCAUCGACCAGUAUCAAGCAGAAGAGAUCCUAUUAGGUAAUUCAUUCUUCGACUUCUUGCGGUAAUAGGAUAGAUAAAAAAAUAAAACACGGAAGAAAUUGGCCGUUUCAGGGUAAAAACCAAUGCCAAAUCGGAACACGUAACUCACAAAACGCUGCCUGUCAUAGAAACCUCAUCAGUGGGCGUGUUCGGCGAGAAAGGCAUCGGCGCCAUUACAUGCGUGACAUUAUAGAAAUACUGGACACAUUGACUGAAUGAACUAUUGUUGUUGUAAUGGUUAACAAGACGUUUCUAAUAGUUUAGAGCCAUAAUUUUGCGUGCAAACUUUGCACACACUGGUCACGCGAUAAAUCGAGAGUAAACGUGGUAUUUCCGUGAAGGAUCCAAGGGUAGUGGGUGGUCCCCAAACCGUCCUUCUGGUUAUCAAAACACGAAGGACGUUUUUUUUUCCUUUUUCUUCGAUGGAACUCUGUGGUUCUGGUUAACGCAAGUUCAUGCUAGCACGCUAAUUUCUUAAUUGUCAUCCAAUACUAUGGCAAUGUAAAUUUUUACUUACGAAAGUCGUGUCCAAAAACUAAUUAGCUCCUAUUCGGGUCUGACCACAAUCAAGCUCGUAAGAUUGCUCAACUUGACAGGCCUCAAGCACUGGGUGCAUGCAGUAAUAAUAAUCGUUAGCAUUUAAAAAGAUUGAUUAUGAAGCUCACGGAUGUGAUGUUAAGGAAAACAGGCCGGGAACUUACUUAAAGCGGGUAUUGGUAUUAGUGUUAAUUUGAAGUAUACCUCCAUCGGAGCAGGAUAAGGGCAUGUAGUUCAUUUACCUUCUUGACAUUCAAAAAAGAAGUCCAGGUCCUUCUCAGUUCAGAGAACAAGAGUGCGAGUUUCUAUUUAGACUGGAUGUAUACAAAACUUGUUUUGAAGUUCUUUGUGCUUCCAUGUUUUGACAAUUUACUUUCCAGAUUAAAUCUUAGAUAAUAAACCUCUUUUGUUAGUGAGCAAUUAGCUGAGCUAUUGUGUCCUGCAGGUCAGUUUGUGUCGACUGCCACUACAAUAGCUUCUUUGAAGAGCCUUUCGUUCAACCGUGAAGCUUAGACUGCUAAAAACUUCUAUAAGCCAUACGUAGUCGGACGCAACUGACAUCCUUCUUACCCUUGGGACAAGGAAUUUAUGGCGUACGCCGUCUAAACGGGGCUCACGUUCCAAUCCGUUUAAAGGAAUCCUACAUAACAUAUCUUCACCGCACUCGAGGUCAAAUGCACGCGUAAAGUAAGCAGUCUUCAUACAUCUCGUUUGAAUGUUGGUUUUUCGAAGGUAAGUUGUAAUAUCACGAGGCUCCAAUCGGUACGCAAUUUCAAUAUCGUUAUCGACAAACAACGAAACUUCUUAUACUCAGUAUGACAAGCGUUAAACAUCGUCGUUCUCUGCCUGACAGUACUGCUUGCAUAAUCGGUGAAAAUGUCAGUGAACAGAAAUAUUCUGCUUGCUCUGCGGACAAAAGCGCAGCAAAGAUGCAGAUACCGUAUCCACAGAGAAUUAUUAAACAAAGCUUUGCAUGUAGCUAUACAUCGCCACUGGAGCGUGAUUUCAUUUUGUCCUUGGGUAAACGGAUUUGACACUAAACUUCAUUAAUGCAAGUCAUCUGUAAACAACCUUGUAAUUUCCAAAUUCAUACGAAGUUAAUGGUUGCUAGAUAUGGUUUAUUUGCGACCAGAGCGAUGGCUCCGAGCCAAAUACUACAAAGUGUCUAAUUAUCAAAAUUUGCCCUGGGGUUACUGUUGAACUUUGCAAGGGUAGUUUGUUUAGAUUCAGUUGUAUUCGCGGAAACGCCAGACAACACGUGCUUGUACCAGUGAAGAUUAACACGUGCCUAACUUUGUUUUUCAGCUUUCACGGUCAGCAGUUUCAUCUUCAACAAGUUUCAAUCAGCGGAUAAUAAAACAACUGAAUGUAAUCGCCGCACAAGAUACAAUGUUUUCCAGCGUUGUUUGGAGUUUGCUGUUUCUGUCGAGCACGUCAUGGGUCGUUAUGUCUCAAGGUGAAGGCCAAGAAAUGAACACAUGCCCAACAGAAUGCCAGUGCACCACGAUGAACAAAGUGUACAUGUACUGUGGCUUCGCAGGAGGACUCAAACAUUUGAUGAUAUUUCCGUCCUUCAUUCCCAUUAAAGCGGAAAUUCUGUCACUUCGAAUGAAUUUGCUUACGGAGAUACCGGAGAGUGCCUUGAGGAAUUUAACGUGUUUGACGACCUUGAAUCUUAGAUCCAACAAAUUGCGUGAUUUGCCAGCGACAGUGUUUCGUGACCUGACGAGCCUCAAAUCUUUCAACGCGGGUUUCAACAAGCUGUCAUCGCUACCAGGGCGCCUAUUUCAGGGGUUAAAUGCCCUCCAGGAGCUUUAUCUUGAUAAUAACGCAAUUGAGCGAAUCCCAGAGGAAUUGUUUCAAGAUCUGCCGUCCUUGAAGCGAUUACAUCUCCACCACAACAAACUCAAGACAUUUUCCGGAAAUGCUUUUCGAGGAACGUUUUCAUUGCAAGGUCUAUCACUCGCAAACAACCAAUUGACAGCUAUUCACGAAGGAACAUUUGCUAAUUUGACCUCGCUCAGAAGACUAACACUCACAGACAACAGGAUCAUGACCAUAUCGGAGAACUCGCUUAGAGAACUUGGUGCUCUAACGAUCCUCCGACUAGAAAGCAAUAAUAUAUCAUCAAUUCCAGAACGGGCUUUCGCUGGAUUAAAAACAGGAAUAGUCGCUCAUCUUAGACGUAAUCCCUUUUACUGUGACUGCAAAUUGCGGUGGUUAAAAGGCUGGCUUAAGUCCAAGACAAAAUAUAUUCAUUCCAUCGCUUCUCGUACAACAUGUUUCCAACCAGAUCAUCUGAAAGGGAAACCCAUUCUUUACGUAGCCGAUGAGCAGUUUACCUGCGUGGACGGUCAGUGGACCGAGUGGAGCCCAUGGAAUGCUUGCAGCAGGACCUGUGGACGCGGCACGCAAGUCUCGACAAGGCGCUGUACAAAUCCCCCACCAGGGAGAGGUGGGGAGAAAUGCGAGGGAAACCACAUCAAGACAAAGAGCUGCAAUGGCCCAGACUGUGGAGCGAGCUGGACGGCUUGGUCAGAAUGGAGUGAAUGCAGCAAGACUUGCUCUUCAGGAAUUGAAGUGAGGACUCGGUCAUGCCAACAUUCUCUCACUGGGUUGAGCAGUGAUAGUUGUAUAGGGUCUCCCCAAGAAAGACGUAUUUGUACCAGAGAACCAUGCAGUAUUGAUGGCGUAUGGAGUUCAUGGUCCAAAUGGUCAUCUUGCAGUGUAACAUGUUCUUGGGGGACAAGAUUAAGGACAAGAAUUUGUGACAAUCCACCACCUAGAUAUGGUGGAAAACCUUGCUUUGGAAGAGGCAUUACAACAGAAAUAUGUUAUUUAGGUUCCUGUCCAGUUCAUGGUGGUUGGUCUACCUGGUCUUCCUGGUCAAGCUGUAGUGCAUCAUGUUCAGCUGGUACAACAACAAGAUAUAGAAACUGUAGUAAACCUGUUCCUCGGUAUGGUGGGGAUUUGUGUGAUGGAGAUUCAAUCCAGCGGGAACAUUGUCAGUCAGGGUCGUGUCCUAUCCACGGAGGAUGGGCAUCUUGGUCAAUUUGGUCCAUGUGCUCUGUGACAUGUUCUAGAGGAUCUCAACUAAGGCUCCGAAUUUGCAAUAACCCAUUACCUCAACAUGGAGGUCAAAACUGUCCAGGAAAUUUUUCUGAUCUUAGACACUGUGACCUUGGUCCAUGCCCUAUUCAUGGAAACUGGACAGCCUGGUCUCAAUGGAGUGACUGUAGCAAGACAUGUGCAAAUGGGACAAGAUCUCGCAACAGAACUUGCAGCAACCCUGUUCCACAGUUUGGUGGCAGAAAUUGCCCAGGAGAAGUGACUGAAAUUAAAUCAUGCAUCAAAGCACCUUGUCCCAUUCCUGGCAAAUGGGCCACCUGGUCACAAUGGUCAAAAUGUAGCAAAAGUUGCUCUAGUGGUAGAAGGUCUCGAAGACGAACUUGCGAUAAUCCUUCCCCAAGCAAUGGGGGUCCACCCUGCACUGGAAGGGCCACUGAAACUGAGAUGUGCCAGUUAAUACCGUGCCCUAUCGAUGGGGGGUGGGGAGAGUGGUCUAACUGGACAGAUUGCAGCAAGACUUGUUCUGAAGGAAUACAAUCUCGAUACCGGAAUUGUAACAAUCCACCUUCACAACAUGGAGGAAAACAAUGCUCUGGAAAUUCUAACCAGAGUAAACAUUGUAGCCAGCAACCUUGUUUUAUACAUGGAGAAUGGACAAAGUGGUCAAACUGGACAGACUGCAGUAAAACAUGUGAUGUUGGACAGCAGAAAAGGACAAGAUUGUGCCUCAAUUCAAAUCUUAAAUCUGUUGCACAGGCAAGUGACAUUCUUUCCUGUGCUGGAAAUGAGACUGACAUGCGGGUCUGCUUCCAAGGACCUUGUUCUAAUCAAGGCAAAUGGACUGAAUGGUCAAGCUGGUCUCAAUGUUCUGUCAGCUGUGGACUUGGAAAGCAGGAAAGGUUCAAGAACUGCAGUAGAAAUGGAGACUUAAGUACAGAAUUUUGCCUGGGUCCACUGAUGCAGGUAAAAAGUUGUUAUCAAAACUGUACAGUGAGUGGUGGAUGGAGUGAAUGGUCUAAUUGGACUGCAUGUUCUUCAUCAUGUGGUAAUGGAGUCCAGGCAAAAUUUAGGCUUUGCACCAACCCCAAACCUCAAGCUGGUGGUGACAGCUGCUCUGGCAAAAAUGUCAUGUUUAAAAGUUGUGUUAUUGCCAAGUGCAGAGAUGAAAGCCAUCAAAAUGAUUCCUUCUGGACUCCAUGGACAAGCUGGUCUCAUUGUUCUGCAACUUGUGCUAGAGGAUACCAGACCCGUUCACGGUACUGCAGAAGACGACUGAGCCCAUUUCAUCUCGGAAACUGUACAGGCAUUAAGGGACCAAUUCAAGUGGAGAGUAACAUCUGUGAGGUGCAGCCUUGUGCAGAAUGGAGUAGUUGGUCAACAUGGCAAACUUGCAGCCAGACAUGUGGCGGUGGCAUACAGAGGAGAGUAAGAAAAUGCAAAGGCUCGAUAAUUGAUAUGGAUUGUCAAGGAGAAAAUUCACAAGCUGUCAGUUGCAACACAGAACCUUGUCCUACAAUCCACCCAAUAACUUAUCCCCCUCGAAUUACUCUAAGACCACCAGAUCCAUGUCCUGAUCCUGAAAAACCACAAAAUGGCUAUUACAAGAAAAUUGAACAGUACGGUUCUUACUAUGUUACCCAUUAUUGCAGAAGACAUUAUUAUGUUCAUGGACCAAGACUGCGGCACUGUGAAAGUGAUGGCACAUGGUCUGAUGAAGUGCCUUACUGCCUCCCUAUAUGCGGAGAGUCUAGUUCAAGUUUUGACAACGUACAAUAUCAGCGGUUAAGAAUAUUUGGUGGUGGUACAUCUCUUCCUGGUCUGUGGCCAUGGCAAGUGGCAUUGACAGUUAAUGACCUUUUUCACUGUGGUGGGUCCCUUAUUGCAGAAAGUUGGGUGGUGACAGCUGCUCAUUGUGUUUACAACAGACACACAAGGAAGCUUUUCUCUCAUAUUAGAGUCAAUCUUGGAGUUCAUGACGUUAAAUCUGGACUAAGAGAACCUUAUGUUCAAAGUAUUGACAGUAUUGAGAUAGUGCCUCACCCAAACUUUAACUGGAACACUUUUGACUCAGACUUAGCAUUGAUAAAACUUAAAUGGAAGGCCAACAUAACUGACCAUGUACGCCCAGUGUGUUUGCCAAGCAAACAGCAGAGACGUAAAGUAACUACUGGUGCUAUGGGAGUUAUGUUAGGGUGGGGACUCACUGAGGGAGAAAAGCCAAAAACAGAAUUACAACAAGUUUAUAUGCCAGUUGUGGGACACUCAAACUGCCAAAAAGCUUACAAGAAAGAGACUUGGCCUGUAACAUCAAACAUGCUCUGUGCAGGAUAUGCUAGUAAUAUUAAGGACUCCUGUAAGCGGGAUAGUGGGGGAGGGUUUCUAUUCCAUGAUUCAAAGGGCAAAAGGAAGAAGUGGUUUCUUGGAGGGAUUAUUAGUUGGGGAAAUCCUCAAUGUGGGACACCUGGAAAAUACAGUGUGUUUACUCAUAUAAAUAGUAGAUUUUCAAGGUGGAUAAAAAAUCAUGUACAUUACAGCUGAAAUGACAUCUAAUUUAUGAAAUCAAAUGGAUGUGUUACUAUCAUAUGUGAACACAAAAAGCAUGUUUGAAGCAUUUGAAUAGACAUUGACAUGAUAAUUGUACCACAACCCAUUAGGUCUUAUAUAAAACCACACUUGACCAUUUACAGGUUUGCAACUUAAUCAUCUAACAUCAAGCUGGAUUCCCUUGUGACAAACUAAGUUACAUUUAACCAUAAUUCUAAUUCACACUAUCCUGAGAGAUUCCCAAACUACUAUAAGCCUUUUUUAAAAGACACAACAUUGAACCAUUGACCCUUUGCGUAAAUGGCACCUACAUUUGAAUAACAAUACUUUGUACAUACUAAGCCUUGUGUUUAUGUUUCCAGACAUAGCACUUUUCACAUGAAUGUGAUGCCUAGGAGGUACAAGUAUUGUUAUUCAAAUAUAGGCGUCGUUAAUGCAAAGGGUCUAUCCAAUAUUUUAUUUUUAAUUUAUUUUUAGGCUUUCAUAUUAUUUAUAUUUGAGACAUUUUUACACUGCAAACAGACAACACUAGAGGAGAUACAUUUUUAAAAACCUUAAAAUGAAAUAAAAAUCUUUAAUUUAUGAAAUAAUUAACUUGUAGAACGUGAAUCACUUUUGGACACAACCUAAGAUUGCAGUUCCCAAAUAAAGGGUACCAACGAUCUUCCUUUUGGCACUUACUAAUGCCGCUCAAGUUACUGAAAUUUAUAUAUGUAAACCUAAGAUAUUUGUCAAAUUAAUAGUAGUCAAUGGUGAUUUUCAGUUCAUUGGAAACAUAUAUGGAGUGGCUCAAGUUUGUCAAUUAUAUUAACUACUUAUUAACCAACUGUGAGGUCUUAAUGAGAAAAUCUCAGACUGAGACCUUGCUGUAUUGACCAAGUGAUAACAAGGUCAAUACAACAAAGCCAAGGUUUGAGAUUUUCUCAUAAAGACCGAACGUGUGAGGUUAAUAAGUUGUUUAUUAUAUGACUUUUUGCUUUGUUUUAGCAGGCCCAUAAUCGGCCCAUGAGCAUUAUGGGAGAAUGCCCUAGAAUUAGCCAAUCAGAGUGUGUGUUAUAUCAAUACAAACACAAGCCAUGUAAUAUAAAAUAAUA
Orbicella faveolata is the source of this 8219-nucleotide messenger RNA. RefSeq names its product SCO-spondin-like. The record is from RefSeq and is a predicted model, not a curated record. Gene Ontology annotation, molecular function: protein binding; serine-type endopeptidase activity. Lineage: Eukaryota; Metazoa; Cnidaria; Anthozoa; Scleractinia; Merulinidae. Gene Ontology annotation, biological process: proteolysis.